AUGGUCGAGGAGUUUCCGCCACUCAAUGGCUGCUUCCCGACCUUCUACAUCUUCAUGUUCUUGACCAUGGGAACUGCGUUCGUCUUCAGACUGCCGAGGGUGCUGAAAGCGUGCCGAAAAUGGUGGUGCGACACGAUGCCAUCGCAGCUGAAUCCGAAUUGGGAACCCACGGACUUGUCGGACAUCGAGAGGCGGCAAAAGGAUCGGGCUAAUUACACCCGCGCAGACUUCACCUCCAACUUGAUAGCCUGCCAUCAGGCAAAGUUUGUGGAGGUCAAGAUGGCGCUUCUGACAGGUCGGAUGGGCUUUGCAAGCUUUUAUCGAGAUGAAGAAGACUUCUGCCUGGGCAAUGGUGAGUCGAGGCUUCCCCCACCAGCUGGGUCCUGCUAUCGGCAAAUCUACACGACACCCAUGCAGGUUCUCAUCUACAUCAUGACAUCUGGUCUGAUGCGGACAGCUUUUAGCGCUUUUACAUUUGCAUGCGCGACCGGUAUGGUCGGGGCGCUACUAGCAGAGGUCAGAACGACCAUCGACAAGAACAAGCAGGUGGAUCCCUCUCUGGAGUCCGAAGAUUGGUACACGCUCUUCCUGAUGAAUAUGCAGACGGUGGCAGGGAUCAUGGAUGAUUUCAAGUUCUUGCCAACUUUCUUCAUUACCUACAUGAUAGGGCAGGAUGUUACCCGGUGGCUUAAGUGGCUACAAACCAUGUUCUGCAUUCAGGGACGAUUGCACGACGUUGGCUUGAUCAUUGCCAGUUCAUACCGCAAGUUGAAUGAUCCCCUUGUGGGAAAGCAGCAACGGCAAAUGCUGUUCAAAUGGUACAGGUAUCUCAAUGCGAUACACUAUCUUGCAUAUUUUAAACUUGAUCCUCGCAUAGGAACAUCUCCAGACCAGGUUGUACAGGACCUUCGGACAAUGGGGCUGCUCGUAGACAGCGAGUGCAAUCAGAUACUCUUGGCCAGUGCAAAGCUGCGGGACACCUUGGUAUCCUGGCUAGGCGUUCUCUGGCAUGACGAGCUCGAGCGGGGUUGGGUUCAGGCAGUCGACAAUGACGUGUUCAUGCGGAAGGUCUGCGACUUGCGCGCAAUCUUGGCCACCCUUGCUGACAUGCCAGACAUGCAAACGAGCCAGCUGGUUCGGGUCAUGAUGGUGGUGGUAACGAACAUCUUGCUAUCGCUGGCUCUGGUUGGCUACCCUACCAAGAUGUACGAGGAGACCAAGCAGUGCUUUCAAUUUUGGCCGCUGGUCGCUUCAUAUCUCUACUACGUAUGCUACAGGGGAAUGCUCCAUGUCAUGUUCAUGUUGGACAAGGGGCCCUUUUAUGGCAAGGGAGACUGCGUCAACGUAGAUGCUCUCCUUGUCAGCACAGAACGCUUCACCUUCCAUGUGUUUCGUACUUCCUUCCAAACGCUCCAGCCUGAAUUCAGAUGUGUCCGAAAGCCUGGUGAAAUUCGCCCUCUAAGGGAGAACCUGUCUUAA
This is a messenger RNA of Symbiodinium pilosum, 1479 nucleotides long. NCBI's taxonomy places the organism in Eukaryota, Dinophyceae, Suessiales, Symbiodiniaceae. The record is from the annotation of a GenBank genome assembly.